AUGGACAUCAACAGCUGCCAUCUGGGAGAAAAGGAAUGGCAAUGUUCUGGACAACCUGCAUACAAGUGCAGCGUGGUGAAAGUGACCAAUGACCUCAGCAUGAAUUUCACCAAGGAAGUGAGUGACUCAUUGAAAGAAACAUUUCAGAGUGACAGAAUAACUGAUUAUGUAAGUGUGGCAAAUGUUCUACAUAAUGGCUUCACUAUGUACAGCAAAACAUGCACAAAAGUGAAAAAGCAGAACUCCUACACCAUACUGAUAGAUACGUGUAUCGCAGAGUCUGAUGUCAUUGAGGUAGAAUCCUUUGUAAUGCAUAAAGAAUCGAAGAAGGUGCCGGCCAUUGAAGAAGAAUGUACAGGAGACCAAUACAGCUUCCAUCCAAGCAAGCAAACGUCUACUGGCCAUCUACCCAGAGGUGGGUCUACAGCAGACCAAGAUGACUCUGGAUCUACAGCUGGUAGUGUACACACUCGAAGCCAUAUAAGGAGUCCCCCUGAAUCGCCAGCACAGCGACACUCUCAAAGUCGCGCAAGGUGUCCCCCAGAAUCGCCAGCACAGAGACGCUCUCAAAGCCGCGCAAGAAGUCCCCCUGAAUCGCCAGCACAGAGACGCUCUCAAAGUCGCGCAAGGAGUCCCACUGAAUCGCCAGCACAGAUACGCUCUAAAAGCCGUGCAAGGAGUCCCUCUGAAUCGCCAGCACAGAGACGCUCUCAAAGCCGCGCAAGGAGUCCCCCUGAAUCGCCAGCACCGAGACGCUCUCAAAGCCGCGCAAGGAGUCCCCCUGAACCGCCAGCACAGAAACGCUCUCAAAGUCGCGCAAGGAGGCCCCCUGAAUCGCCAGCACAGAGACGCUCUCAAAGUAAUGCAAGGAGUCCCCCUGAAUCGCCAGCACAGAGACGCUAUCAAAGUCGCGCAAGCAGUCCCCCUGAAUCGCCAGCACAGAGACGCUCUCAAAGGCGCGCAAGGAGUCCCACUGAAUCGCCAGCACAGAGACGCUCUCAAAGUUGCGCAAGGAGUCCCCCUGAAUCGCCAGCACAGAAUCGCUCUCAAAGUCGCGCAAGGAGUCCCCCUGAAUCGACAGCACAGCGACACUCUCAAAGUCGCGCAAGGAGUCCCCCUGAAUCGCCAGCACCGAGACGCUCUCAAAGCCGCGCAAGGAGUCCCCCUGAACCGCCAGCACAGAAACGCUCUCAAAGUCGCGCAAGGAGGCCCCCUGAAUCGCCAGCACAGCGACACUCUCAAAGUUGCGCAAGGAGUCCCACUGAAUCGCCAGCACAGAGACGCUCUCAAAAUCGCGCAAGGAGUCCCCCUGAAUCGCCAGCACAGACACACUCUCAAAGUCGCGCAAGGAGUCCCCCUGAAUCGCCAGCACCGAGACGCUCUCAAAGCCGCGCAAGGAGUCCCCCUGAAUCGCCAGCACAGCGACACUCUCAAAGUUGCGCAAGGAGUCCCACUGAAUCGCCAGCACAGAUACGCUCUAAAAGCCGCGCAAGGAGUCCCUCUGAAUCGCCAGCACAGAGACGCUCUCAAAGCCGCGCAAGGAGUCCCCCUGAAUCGCCAGCACCGAGACGCUCUCAAAGCCGCGCAAGGAGUCCCUCUGAAUCGCCAGCACAGCGACACUCUCAAAGUUGCGCAAGGAGUCCCACUGAAUCGCCAGCACAGAGACGCUCUCAAAAUCGCGCAAGGAGUCCCCCUGAAUCGCCAGCACAGAAUCGCUCUCAAAGUCGCGCAAGGAGUCCCCCUGAAUCGCCAGCACCGAGACGCUCUCAAAGCCGCGCAAGGAGUCCCCCUGAAACGCCAGCACAGCGACACUCUCAAAGUCGCGCAAGGUGUCCCCCUGAAUCGCCAGCACAGAGACGCUCUCAAAGCUGCGCAAGGAGUCCCCCUGAAUCGCCAGCACAGACACACUCUCAAAGUCGCGCAAGGAGUCCCCCUGAAUCGUCAGAACAGCGACACUCUCAAAGUCGCGCAAGGAGUCCGCCUGAAUCGCCAGCACAGAGACGCUCUCAAAGUCGCGCAAGGAGUCACACUGAAUCGCCAGCACAGAUACGCUCUAAAAGCCGUGCAAGGAGUCCCUCUCAAUCGCCAGCACAGAGACGCUCUCAAAGCCGCGCAAGGAGUCCCCCUGAACCGCCAGCACAGAAACGCUCUCAAAGUCGCGCAAGGAGGCCCCCUGAAUCGCCAGCACAGCGACACUCUCAAAGUCGCGCAAGGUGUCCCCCUGAAUCGCCAGCACAGAGACGCUCUCAAAGUAAUGCAAGGAGUCCCCCUGAAUCGCCAGCGCAGAGACGCUAUCAAAGCCGCACAAGGAGUCCUUCUGAAUCGCCAGCACAGAGACGCUAUCAAAGCCGCACAAGGAGUCCUUCUGAAUCGCCAGCACAGAGACGCUAUCAAAGCCGCACAAGGAGUCCUUCUGAAUCGCCAGCACCACAAAGACACACUCAGAGUCAUAUAAGGAGUCCCUCUGAAUCGUCUGCACAAAGACACUCUCAGAGCCACAGGAGGGUUCUUGGCAGGAAGAGACUCCGGUCUUUUAGCCCUGAACAGUCGACCCAAUCAAAGAAACUUUGUUCUCCAUACAGAGGCAGUGAGGAAAGGGAAAAGUUGGCAAACUCUGAAGAAGAUUAUGAACAGCCUUUCAAGUCACUGCAGUUGAAGGCAACAGACUUCCCUCUUUCUGUGGAAACCACCGGCAUGUCAGCAUCUCUUUGGUGCAGUUUAGCUAUGGGACGUCCAGACAUGUACAGAGCAUAG
Mizuhopecten yessoensis (Yesso scallop) is the source of this 2754-nucleotide messenger RNA. Its product is annotated as serine/arginine repetitive matrix protein 5-like. Bases 1 to 2754 code for a protein of 917 amino acids. NCBI's taxonomy places the organism in Eukaryota, Metazoa, Mollusca, Bivalvia, Pectinida, Pectinidae. The record is from RefSeq and is a predicted model, not a curated record. The transcript is spliced from 4 exons.